Saccostrea cuccullata (small rock oyster) is the source of this 1668-nucleotide messenger RNA. RefSeq lists its product as uncharacterized. Bases 1 to 1668 code for a protein of 555 amino acids. The transcript has a single exon. The record is from RefSeq and is a predicted model, not a curated record. Gene Ontology annotation, molecular function: zinc ion binding. NCBI's taxonomy places the organism in Eukaryota, Metazoa, Mollusca, Bivalvia, Ostreida, Ostreidae.
AUGAGCGCAAAUCUCAACCAAGCUCAAAACCUCCUACAGUGCGAUUGUCCAAACCCUGUUGAAUUUUAUUGUAAAAGAUGCCAGGUCCGAUUAUGCGAGACAUGCUUGCCGGUACACACAAGGCUCAAAACAGAAUUAGGACACGCCAUUGAUGAAUAUUUCACAGAAGACGACGAAAAUACCAAUUGUUCUUGUGCUUUGCAUCCUGAAUUCGAGCGUGGAGCAUUUUGCGAAACCUGUGGAGUUCCAGUUUGCCUGCUUUGUGUGUCUUUUGAUCACAAAAGUCACGUGAUAGCAGAACUGACCAAUAAAAUACCAGAACUUCUCGACACUGUUACGCGGGAAAAUUUGAGACUUGAUUCAUUGUCUAAUUCUUAUGAAAGGGCACUAGAAUACAUCAAUAAGCGGAAAGAAAACAUAGCAGAAAACUACCAAAACAUGACAGACAAUAUUAAACAGAGGGUGGAGUUCUUAAAACAAGAGAUUGAAAAAGCUGGUGAACAACUACUCAACGAUUUAAAAGAGUUUGAAGAAGAACAUAGGGAUAAAAUGGAAAAACAACGAAUAGAGGUUGUAGACAAACUAGAUCAGUUAAGAAAACUCCGAAAUGAAAUCCCAAAGAAACGAAAUAUAAAGAGUGCAUUAAAACUGUUAAAACUAGAAAAAGACUUGGAAGAGUUCAACAGCGUACCACAAAUAGAAGAUGCAACCAUGCCAUCCAUAUUAUCAAGAUUUGAAGUUGAAAAGGAACUACGGAAAUAUUUUGGAAACCUUGCUAAGCCAGAGAGCUUCCAAGCCUAUCUACCAGACAAUGAAUCCAAGAAAGACACGCUGACGGUUUUGAAUCCACCACAGCUUUCUGAAACCAUAGAUACCAGAUUUCCCCCUCGAGUUAGCCAAAAUCGGUUGUUUGAUUUGGUAUUUAUGCGUGGACGCAAAUUUUGGGCAGGGGGCAGUGUUCCAAAACUAAAAUUGUUUGACUUUUAUGGAAAUCUUCAAGAUGUCAAGCCAAUUGAAAGUGAAUGUGGUCUUUACUUGACUCUCCAUAAAGGAAAGUUAGUCUUCAAUAACUACAUGUUUAAUCGAUUGGAAACGAUCGAAAAUGACCCAGGACAAACUACUUCUAAAUGCAUCAUUGACUUUACCGUCUGCUGCACGGGCUGGUCAGCUUCCGGUAUAGCCAGCACACGAGAGGGCGGCUUCCUUGUAUGCAUGAAACAAAACGAAAAGUCGAUGAAGAUUGUCCGAUUCAGUCGCAAUGGUAAACCAAUUCAAGAGAUACAGUUCGAUUCCAAAAACCGUCCACUGUACGAAAAGCUAGUUUACGUUGCCGAAAAUGGAAACGGAGAUAUCUGUGCAGCAGACUGGGGGAGGAAGGUUAUAGUCGUAGUAAGUGAGGAGGGACAGUACAGAUUUAGCUACCAUGGACACCUGAAGGAGGAUAGCCUUGUCGGGGGUUCCCUGGCCACAGACAGUCUUUGCAAUAUAAUAGUCGCAGACUGCCUGGGAGAUAAGAUCCAUGUGGUUAACAGGGAUGGUUUCUUCUUGUGGUACAUCACUGUACCCGAACUGGACAGCCCCCGGGCGUUGUCGAUAACUGACGAAGGGGAACUUCUUGUGGGAGAGUGUCGAAGCGGACUCGUCAAGUGUAUCAAAUACUUAAAGUAA